AUGUGGUCAAAAUCAUCAGUUAUUUCACUCCUCAUAGCAGGCGGCCACGCAGCCGACCUGACCAACCUCCCAGCCCUCCUCUCCAACAUCUCUGCAAGCAUAUACCCGGACCUCCGCCAAAUCGCCCAAGACGUCUGGAAUCACCCAGAAAUCGGACUCGCAGAGCACUACGCCCACGAUCGAGUCGUUGACUACUACACAAACACCAGGCCGGGCCAAUGGACCGUAACGCCCAGCUCCUUCGGCAUGCCCACCGCCUGGACCCUCGAGUUCGAGAACCGUCCCGCCGGCACGCCUGCGGACGCGGAGCUGCCGACCAUUGGCUUCAUGGCAGAGUACGAUGCCCUGGUGGACAUUCACCAUGCCUGCGGUCACAACCAUAUUCUACUCGUUGCGUUGGCCAUGGCCGAUUUCGCGCGACAGGCGGCCAUUGACCUCGGCAUUCCGGCUCGCCUCAUCGUCCAGGGCACUCCCGAUGAGGAGAACGGCGCUGGAAAACACACUCUGCUAGAAGCUGGCGCUUUUGACAGCUCUCCCAUCUGGCUGUUUGGUCAUCCAGCCAACGCCAACGGCAUCGUGCCUAUGAACGCGCGACUCAAUGUCUACUCCAAGUUCAUCGAGGACACACACGCCGCUGCCGUGAAACGCGCGUAUCAAGGCAUGCUUGCAGUACGGGACAUUGACUCAGCGUCAGGAUGGCCCGGAACUGGCUCUACCGCUACGCCUGUGGAGGAUGUCUUCAACGCGGAAUGCAACGUGGUGCAAGGGGCUAUCGCGUUUGGUCUGGAGGGGCCUUCUCUUUCCGCUGUCCAGAGUUCAGUGACCUCUUUGUUGGCAACCGGAACCUACCCGAGCGUCAACUGUUCCGUCGAGAACGACUUGAACGUCAAGACGGGCGUAAACGUCACCUGUCUGGGGCCCAGCGGCCACGCCUCUGCCGAUACAAACGGCCCCCUGGUCCUCGCCAUCGAGCUCUUCAGGACCUACUCCGCCACUGCCUCCAACACCUUCUUUCUCCCCGGAAACAUGACGUCCAACGAGCUAGACGUCGUUUUCGACCUUCGAACCCGCUGGACCGAAGACCUCGACGCCAUCGCCGCAGCCGUAGAGUCAGCCAUCGCUCCCACAGUCAAAAGCACCUCCACAGACACUCCCUACCCGUCCUUCGAAGUGCCCACCCAGGAUCUCGUCAGCGAAGUCAUCAGACUCGUCAAUCUCCCCGACUACGGAUCCCAAACCGACUGGAUCACCAGCCCCGUGUCGGCAGCCAGCACAGACGCCAGCUGGCCGCAAGGCAACGUCGUCGAUCCGACGACUCACGCGGUGACCAGUGCGGACAGGGUCGUCUUGAUGCCGUUCUGGAACCUAUGUAAGGAGGGCGGGAUUUGUGCGUAUAACCAUGAGGCGGCGUAUGCGGCUGUGGCGAACACGCCGUAUUCGUAUCAGCAGACGGAGGUUAUGGCGAGGGUGAUGGCGCAUUUGACGGUUGAGCUGUUGACUAAUGCGACAAUGUUGGAGAAUGCUUUGUCCAUUACCAAGGCUUGA
Messenger RNA from Trichoderma citrinoviride, 1545 nucleotides. RefSeq lists its product as hypothetical. Bases 1 to 1545 code for a protein of 514 amino acids. Lineage: Eukaryota; Fungi; Ascomycota; Sordariomycetes; Hypocreales; Hypocreaceae. The transcript has a single exon. The record is from RefSeq and is a predicted model, not a curated record. Gene Ontology annotation, molecular function: dipeptidase activity.